Molecule: messenger RNA, 2760 nt
Organism: Syngnathoides biaculeatus (alligator pipefish)
Lineage: Eukaryota; Metazoa; Chordata; Actinopteri; Syngnathiformes; Syngnathidae
Gene: sdr42e1
Product: short chain dehydrogenase/reductase family 42E, member 1
Exons: 3
Coding region: 207-1367 (386 amino acids)
Biological process (GO): steroid biosynthetic process
Molecular function (GO): 3-beta-hydroxy-Delta5-steroid dehydrogenase (NAD+) activity
Source: RefSeq, a predicted model, not a curated record
AGGCAAAUAACGAGCAGGUUUACGGCAGCACCAUUUUUUACGUAAACCUACGUCACGGCACAGACGUAGUGCAAGGGCAGACAGCCACCGCAGUCACAAACCGAGCAUCUGUGCAAAUAGACAGUGUUAAUUAGCUUAAACUAAACUAGGGGUGCUCGACGCGAAUUUAAACCUGUUUAUGCUAAGCACAGGGUAAUACAUCCUAAAUGGAAUCUGCUCGUGCGGAAACGUGCUUGAUAACAGGAGGAUGUGGAUACUUUGGCUAUCGGCUGGCAGCGUACCUGCAUAAAAACGGCGCCAAGGUCUUCCUGUUUGACGUUAUCCCUCCGAAGGAAGAUGUACCGGAUGGAAUUACGUUUGUCCAAGGGGACAUCCGCAGCUACGUGCAGGUAGCGAGCGCGGUCUCCGGUGUGGACUGCGUGUUCCAUGUGGCGUCCUACGGCAUGUCUGGCCGGGAACAACUGGAGCCGCUUCUCAUCGAGGAGGUUAAUGUAGAAGGCACCCAAAACGUCGUAGAGGCCUGCAUUCAGUGCAGUGUACCGCGGCUCGUCUACACCAGCACUUUCAACGUGGUGUUUGGAGGUCAGGAGAUACAAAACGGAGAUGAGAGCCUCCCGUACCUGCCGCUCCAUCUCCACCCGGACCACUAUUCCCGGACUAAGUCCAUUGCGGAGAUGGCUGUCCUCAAAGCUAAUGGAACAGCACUGAGGAAUGGUUUUGGGAUGCUUAGGACGUGUUCCCUGCGCCCGGCUGGAAUUUACGGGCCCGGGGAGCAGAGGCACCUUCCCAGAGUCGUGGGCUACAUCGAAAGUGGGAUCUUCAGGUUCAUCUAUGGGAAAGCCAGCAGUUUGGUGGAGUUUGUCCAUGUGGACAAUUUGGUCUCAGCGCACUCGCUCGCCGCCGCUGCUCUGACCGCCCAGAGGUCCCACUGCGCUGCCGGCCAGGCCUACUUCAUCUCAGAUAGCCGUCCCAUCAACAACUUUGAGUUCUUCAGACCCCUUGUAGAAGGGUUGGGGUACCCUUUCCCAACGCUGCGCCUCCCCGUCUCCCUGGUUUACUUCGCUGCGUUCCUCAUUGAAACCGUCCACCGCCUUGUGGCGCCGUUCUACAAUUUUCAGCCACUGCUGACACGCACAGAGGUCUACAAGACCGGGGUGACACACUACUUCAGCACAGCCAAGGCCGAGGCCCAGCUGGGAUACCGGCCCAAGGAGUACGACCUCGACGAAGUUGUUCAGUGGUUCCGCAGCAGGGGGUACGGGAGGAAGCGGCAGAGUUCUGGUGUCAGUCGAAAGCUGGUCAAUCUCCUGGUUGUUGUUGCAUUUAUGGCCGCAGUUCUCUCAUUUUUACCAGUUGUCGGCAGCUGAUUGUUACGUGUACUGUGUUGAACUUUAAAGGAGACCUGCGUUUUUCACAAUUUGAAACAGUUCCCAGGUGUUUAAUUCAGAAACAAGAAUUACAGUAAACACUCUGCUGGACCAAGCCCUGCCACAAAUGGCAAAACAACACAUGCAAUUGUGCUCCCCUUAAAAUAUUUGCAAUUUCCCAUACAGAGAAUUUCCCUGUAGUUUAAACAAGUAGCCAUGUACCACCGAUUAUGAUCUCAUCUGAAAUGUUUAAUGUGAUAAAUGGGUUAUAAUUAGCACUUUAUCCAAUGACCAAACUGCUUUUUAAAGCCUCGCAUUCACCCACUCACUCACAUUCUUGUGCCAUUGGACAGCUGCUGCCAUGCACGGUGCUGCCAGGCCCACUGGGAGCAAAUUAGUCUCGACUGUUUUGCCCAAGUGCUGUGAUACACUCAGUUUUUGGACAAAAAAGUUGUCGGGCAAAAAUGGCCCAAAAGUGCACGUUUUGUUUCAGUCAUUAAAACAUUCUACCAUUAAUGUAACAUGUACAACCCAAUUCAGAUGAAUAAAUGUUGGGGAGGGGAGAAAUAAAUAAAGAACAGAUACAAUUUUGGUUGGAGUUGCACGUGUGCACAAACGCUUAUGCAGUCCCCUCCAAAAGUAUUGGAACCGGAGGUCAAUUCCUUUGUUUUAUUGCUUACUGAAAACAUUUGGGUUUCAGAUUCAAAUAUGAAAAUGAAACAAAAGUUCAUCAUUCCCAGUUUGUUUUAUAGUAUUUACAUCUCAAUGUGUAAACUCGGGACAGAGCACCUUUAGUUUGAACCCACCCACCUUUCAAAUGAGCAAAAGUAUUGGGACAGACCGAUUAAUUCAAAAUCCAAUAAUCCAGUACUUUUCUAGGGGACUAGUCAAGAAUUUGUCUGUUCAGAAUUAACCAGUCACAUCCAAAUUCAUGUUUAAUGGGAAUCUGCAUGCAGCUGCCACCCGACAGCUUGACACUGACUGCUACUUGGAACUGUUCAUAAUUUUUUGGCAAAAGGCCCCAUUUCCAAAUGAAGAGAACAGCCUCAAAGCAUGUUACCAAGACUAGUUCACUAUAAGUAUGGCAUUUUUUUGGGGGGAAGGGGGGUGAUAAUUGGUGUUGUUUCUGGAAAACAUGUUUUAGAAUUAUGGCCCAAAAGUUUCUUCUGGCCAUAACAUUUUCCCAUAUGCGUUUGGAAGAUUUCAGGCGGUUUUCAUUUCUUUGUAAAAUAAGGCUUCCAUCUUGCCACCCUACUUUUAUCUUAAAUACACGAAAAAGCCGGAAAGGUUGCCGUUUUUUAAAUUGCAAUAAUAUUCUGUACCGUUUAUCAAUGUAGAACUUAACCCUUUAGAACACAGACCCUUUUAAUAAAAUGGAUUCAUACUUGCUUCA